This is a messenger RNA of Onychomys torridus (southern grasshopper mouse), 1194 nucleotides long. It is a transcript of the gene Chmp3, whose product is annotated as charged multivesicular body protein 3. The transcript is spliced from 6 exons. NCBI's taxonomy places the organism in Eukaryota, Metazoa, Chordata, Mammalia, Rodentia, Cricetidae. The record is from RefSeq and is a predicted model, not a curated record. Gene Ontology annotation, cellular component: multivesicular body; ESCRT III complex. Gene Ontology annotation, biological process: endosome transport via multivesicular body sorting pathway; protein transport; late endosome to vacuole transport. The coding region runs from base 147 to 818 and encodes 223 amino acids.
GCGCGUGCGUACUACCCCUGCUGCCGCCGCGCCCUUCUCUGGGCGUCUGGAUUCCCUUCCUCGCGGCCCCGCCCAGGCGGCUGCCCGUGACCUGCCUGGGCGCAGGGAGCGGAAAGUCGGAAAGGGUGAGGGGAGUCCAGUUCGUCAUGGGGCUGUUUGGAAAAACCCAGGAGAAGCCUCCCAAAGAGCUGGUCAAUGAAUGGUCCUUGAAGAUCAGGAAGGAAAUGAGAGUUGUCGACAGGCAGAUAAGAGAUAUCCAAAGAGAAGAAGAGAAAGUAAAACGGUCUGUGAAAGAUGCAGCCAAGAAGGGCCAAAAAGAUGUCUGUGUGGUUCUGGCCAAGGAGAUGAUCCGGUCAAGGAAGGCUGUGAGCAAGCUCUAUGCAUCCAAAGCACACAUGAACUCUGUGCUCAUGGGGAUGAAGAACCAGCUUGCGGUCCUAAGAGUAGCUGGUUCCCUGCAAAAGAGCACAGAAGUGAUGAAGGCUAUGCAGAGUCUUGUGAAGAUCCCAGAAAUCCAGGCCACCAUGCGGGAGCUGUCCAAAGAGAUGAUGAAGGCUGGAAUCAUAGAGGAAAUGUUAGAGGAUACAUUUGAAAGCAUGGAUGAUCAGGAAGAAAUGGAAGAAGCGGCAGAAAUGGAGAUCGACAGAAUCCUCUUUGAAAUCACAGCAGGAGCCUUGGGCAAAGCACCCAGUAAAGUAACCGACGCCCUUCCUGAGCCUGAACCUCUUGGAGCGAUGGCUGCCUCAGAAGAGGGAGAGGAUGAGGAUGAAGAGGACCUGGAGGCCAUGCAGACCCGGCUGGCCACACUCAGAAGCUAGGGCCACCCAGUUGGGGGCCUCAGCUCUGUGGUGCCCUCUUCUAGGUGUGGGCACAGCCUCUGGGGAGUCCCCGUUUCCUGUAUCUCUUGCACUACACCUCUGUUGUGAAGCAUUACAUUUUGGAGAGGGUUCUUUGCUAGUAUUUCUUCACUGUUUGCAGAGGUCUUAAGGACUGUUUUUAUGAAGGUGGUGUAAACAAAUGCAUUAUUUUCAAGAUCAUAAAUAGCAGAAGUAUCUUUCUUGGGGGAGGGCAAAGAAACCCAUUUUCUCAUGAAGCAAUUCUUAGAAGAGUCGAUUGAAUGUUGAGGACUCUACUGGUGUGUAUGUGUAAACUACUCCGUAAAUGGAUGUCAAUAAACUUCUACUUUAGCUCUUG